GUAGGCCGUUAUUGUAAAUAAGAAUUUGUUCGUAACUGACUUGCCUAAAAAAAUAAAAACCCUAUUUCUCGUCAGUAGGCUAUUUUCCACCGCUGCAAAACCAGUAUGACAAGUCACAAGGGCAGUGACGGAAUUUCAGAUAAAAUGAGUUUAACAAACCGGAGCAGAAAGAACAAAGUUGAAUGCCGUCAAGUUUGUGUUGACCAUAUUCCGCGUCAGUAGGCUAGUUCCCAUCGCUGCAAAACCAGUUUGACAAGUCAUAAGGGAAGUGACGGAAUAUCAGAAGUGUUUUCCUUCGCGUUUUCUACAGCCCUACUGUAACACCUCAAUUAUAACUUAUAUGUGCCAUAUUAAGUAUGAAUAGUCCGCGAAGGGACAACAAGUCUUCUCCAGUGGUUCCUCCCAGACCCAGCAGUGAGGUAGGACACUGAUUGAAUACACACACUAGAGCUGGAACGAUAAACCGAAAAGUAUCGAACAGACCGAUCACUUAUCGCAGGCAUUUUGCUGAUCUCGAUCAUUACGGAGAUGAGCAACCCAAACGCACACCGCUUGAACAAAGAGAAUGAUACGAGCAGUAACUCACAGAGGACUGGGAUGAUGGGAGUCAUGCAGAAAGUCAACCCGUUCAAAACCACGACACAGGUUACUACAUCAGCCUCCUCUACAGCCAGUACAGCUACAGAUCCAGUGUCAGAGAAGACUUUGGAUGGAAAUGUCCCUGAAGCGAAACAGAACCUGGGUAUGUUCAAAGGAGUGACACAGAAAGCCAACCCAUUCAGGUCCUCUACACAGGUGAGAAAAGAGGACCCUCCAAAAGACACUGUGGAUCAGGAAAAGCUACCAGAAGGCAAACAGGUCUUCCAGAACCCUGGAAUGUUCACGGGAAUGAUGCAAAAAGUCAACCCUUUCAAAUCUACAGCACAGACACAGGACACUCAGUCGAUACACAGUGAUCUGUCCUCCAGUGCUGGCAGUCUGGCCGAGAACACCACAACAGAAAGACAAGUGAGAAAGGAGGACCCUUCAACAGACACUGUAGAUCACCAAGUGACAGCGAAGCUUCCUGAAGCCAAGCAGAACCCUGGAAUGUUCACGGGAAUGAUGCAGAAAGUCAACCCAUUCAAGUCUACAGCACAGAAUCAGGAUACUCAGGCCAUACACAGCAAUCUGUCUUCCAGUGCUGACAGUCUGGCUUCUACAGGAAGACAGGUGAUAAAGGAUGACCCUCUAACCGACUGUGUGGAUCACCAUGCCACAGAAAAGCUGCCAGAAAGCAAACCGCAGCAGAAUCCUGGAAUGUUUAUGGGAAUGAUGCAAAAAGUCAACCCUUUCAAAUCUACAACACCGAUUCAGGACACCCAGUCCAUACACAGUGAUCUUUCCUCCAGUUCUGGUAGUCUGGCUGAGAGUAACAGUUCUGCAGUCAAACAGAACCCUGGGAUGUUCAAGGGAAUGAUGCAGAAAGUCAACCCAUUCAAAUCUACAGCACUGACCCAGGAGACUCAGCCGUCAUACAGCGAUUCAUCCUCCAGUUCUGACAGUCUGAGUGACACCAGCGUCUUCAGCCCUGCGGAGAAUCAGACCGUGUGGUACACAGACAACGAAGCAACUUCUUCAGUGAAAAGUGGACCUCCACCACCACAAGAAAAUAAGAAAAGGACUGGGACAUUCCAAAUCCGAAGGAUUCUCCCUGGUGCCCUGUUUGGCUAUGAAGCUAAAAAUACUGAUGCUCAGCCCACAGCCCAGGCGGGCCUAGUGGAUGUCCAGACACUUGAGAUGGCUGCAGUGCCAGUACCUGGUGAAGGAAACCCACUGGACAGUGAGGAUAAGGAGGAAGGUCUUAUGGAUUGGUGGCAAACAGUAGAGGGUUGGGAAACGUGGAAGGAGUCCAACACCUUUGACGCGGAUGAAGGCGAGAUGGCAGUGGAGGCGGUGGCGGACCGUGUCUUCAUGGCGGCCCGUCUCUUCGUGCGUCUCUUCAACCAGCGCGGGGCCUCCUUACAGCAACGCAUCCUGGAGCUCCUAUCAUUGGCCGACGCCGCCGACAGCUUCCACAAGAAGACUGUGAAGGCCAGCGUGGGGGGCGGAGUCGCCAGCGUUGCUGGGAGCAUCACCACUAUCACCGGCCUCAUCUUGGCGCCGUUCACCAUGGGAACGUCGCUCAUCGUCACGGCGGUGGGCAUCGGUGUUGCGACGGCGGGCGGGGUAGCGUCAGCCUCUGCAAAUAUUACCGAUACGGUGCACUCCAAGACAGACAGGAAGAAGGUGGAGAAGAUGAUUCAGGAUUACCAGGAGGAGAUGAAGGAUAUCAAGGAGUGUCUGGACUUUUUGCAGGUCGGUAUGGAGACCCUGGAGGAGUGGGACUUUGAUCAGUACGUGGACAGCAUCUCUAAGAAAUAUCUCAACCAGAAUGUCAAACACGUGAUGAAGGAGGGUGGCCGGGCCGGCAAGGCAUUACUAAUCAACACAGAAAGUCUGAUCAACACCGUGCAGGUUCUCAACGUGGCAGGCGGAGCGGCCAAGGCAGCCCAGGUGAUGAGUGUCACCACAGGAGUAAUGUCGGGUCUCUUCCUGGCCCUGGAUGUGUUCUUCCUGGCAAAAGACUCCAUCGAGCUCAACAAAGGAGCCAAGACGGAGUUCGCUGGGAAGAUCAGGGAAGUGUGUAAGGAUCUUCAGAAUGGACUGUUGGAGCUCAACCGCAUUAAAGAGCAACUGCAGAAAACUAUGGAUGGGAUCGAGGUGGUGGAAGAAGAGGAGGAAGAGGAGGAGGAGGUGUACGAGUCUGAUCCAGAGAAACUGGCCCAGUUGGAAGAAUGAGUGAAGGAAGAGAGGGAGGGAGGGAAGUUUUCGGUUGUGAAACCGAAGGCGUUUGACCAAAAAUGUUGACCAAUUUUUUUUGUUACUUAUUCCUUUACAUGCAGUAGACCUAUAAUCUGUGCUAUGUUUAAGCCAAAAAGGUGCCUAGAAUGUUUUUGACAUGGCCAAACUUUGCCAAAUUGCCACUUUAUUUUUCAGUCGAGAAUGUAGUGCCUUAUUUAAUGUAACACCGAAGGUGUCACUAGUCUUCUUAUUUCUAUAUUUUGCUCAUUUUUAUGACUGGUUAGUAGGGGAGAGUUUGGAAUGAUGACCCAUUUUUUUACAUUCAGCAUCAGUAGGUCAAGCUAAAUAUAGUAUUCUUUCUAACAAAGAUAUUGAAAUAUAUUUCAGGAUGUCAUGUAUCUCUGGAAAUAAUCAGAAUUCAUGUAAACAAAACACUUUUGAAAACACAGCUUGUCCAACAAAAGUAGUCACUUGGUUUUGGGAUAAAUUGAGCAUAGGGACACAUUUCUAACACUUUGUACUUUUCAAAACACUUUUAACGUAGGCUCAGGCCCUGGUUUAACCUCAUAUCCCAGUGAUAAUGCCUUGCAUUACGCCUAGGAAGAAAACACUUCAUUUGAGGGCCUUAGAGGGGGAUGAACCUAACCGAGGAAGGCAUUUUUCAUCAUUUGAGUAAUUAUGACUAAUCAAGGUGUCUUCAAAAAAUGAUGCUUGUUAUGCAUAAAACUGACAAUGUAAUAAUCAUUUUUAUGGGGUAUAUUGAUAGCCAAUGGCUCAAUUUGACCCUGGCAACAAUUUUGACUAUAUUAGACCACACAAGGAUGCACUUUCAUGCUUCUGUUGGUAUAAGACUUCAAUUUUAGCUUAUAAAGACCCCAAAUGAUGUAUAGAACAAUCUACUUUAGUUUAGAUACAAGCAGUGGUGUCAAGUACUUAAUAAGUAAAAAAUACUUUAAAGUCCUACUUAGUAGUUUUUGUGGGUAUCUGUACUUUACUAUUCAUAUUUUUGACAAAUUUUACUUCACUACUACACUCCUAAAGAAACCUAUGUACUUUUUACUCCAUACAUUUUACCUGACACCCAAAAGUGACAUUUUGAAUGCUUAGCAGGACAGGAAAAUUGUCUAAUUCACACUUUUACCAACAGAACAUCCCUGGUCAUCCCUACUGCCUCUGAUCUGGGGGACUCACUAAACACAUGCUUCGUUUGUAAAUGAUGUCUGAGUUGGAGCAUGCCCCCGGCUAUCAGUAAAUACAAUAAAAACUGGAACAUGUGGCCA
Molecule: messenger RNA, 4103 nt
Organism: Oncorhynchus mykiss (rainbow trout)
Lineage: Eukaryota; Metazoa; Chordata; Actinopteri; Salmoniformes; Salmonidae
Biological process (GO): lipid transport; lipoprotein metabolic process
Cellular component (GO): membrane; extracellular region
Molecular function (GO): lipid binding
Source: RefSeq, a predicted model, not a curated record